This is a messenger RNA of Drosophila ficusphila, 2775 nucleotides long. RefSeq names its product splicing factor 1 (gene SF1). The transcript has 6 exons. The record is from RefSeq and is a predicted model, not a curated record. Lineage: Eukaryota; Metazoa; Arthropoda; Insecta; Diptera; Drosophilidae. Gene Ontology annotation, molecular function: zinc ion binding; mRNA binding. Gene Ontology annotation, cellular component: nucleus. Gene Ontology annotation, biological process: regulation of mRNA splicing, via spliceosome. Bases 155 to 2545 code for a protein of 796 amino acids.
CCACGUCGCCAUUUUCGUUUCGUUCCGUGAAAUUUUCACACGCAACGCCGCAUACUGAAAAAUUGAAUUUUACUGUUCAGAGUGUGUUUAAAAUUGUUCUGAAGCUACGCGGCUUUAAUAAUAAAGUUUUUGUCGUGCGCAUUGUGAAGAAAGCAUGAGCGCCACGCCGCCGGACUUACUUUCAUCGGCGGCGUCCCGAGAAGUCUCAGUCGCUGUCGCAGUCGCCGCCACCUCUGCCAACGGAAGCAGCGGCAGAAGCGGUGCUGAUAAGGAGCGCUCGCGUUCAAAGGAUCGUGGAAGGGACAAGGACAAGGACAAGGAGCGGGAUAAAGAUAGGAAAAGAAGGGACAGGGACAGCAGAGACCGCGACAGUCGUCGCCGAGAUGAUCGCGACCGUGAUCGGGAUCGUGACCGUGACCGUGAUCGCGACCGUGAUAGGGAUUCCCGUUCGAAUAGGAGCAGAUCGCGCAACUACGACGACCAGGACAGAAGAAGGAAGCGUUCGCGCAGCAGAGACCGUGAUCGUGACCGCAAGCGGGACCGGGAUCAUGAUUCCCGCUCUAGGCGCAGCAGUUCGCGAGGUGGUCGCGAUGAUUACGACCGGAGUCGUAGACGUCGUUCACGCAGUCGCAGUUACGAACGCCGGCGAAGUGACCGAGGUAGCCAAAGGGACAGGGAUCAGACGUCGCAAAGAAGCAGCAGGGAACGCACACAUGUAAACCCCUUCGACACUUCCAACAGUCGAAACUCGUUGAACCAGGAUCACGAUCAGUCCAGGAUUCCCUCGCUCUUUGAUCGACAGCCGCAGGGCUUGGAAACCAUCCGCGAGGAGCCAAGGGAGUCGAGGUUUGAUUUAUCUCAGACCAUUCAGGAGCUAAUGGGCAGCGCGGGAGGCAGCAAAGGAUUCGCCUCGUUCUUCAACAAUCAGAACAGCAAUGACUCCACCAGCAAUGGAGCUUUUGACAACUCAAUGGACAGCGCUGCUGAGAGGAAAAGGAAGCGCAAAUCUCGCUGGGGCGGCAGUGAAAACGACAAGACCUUCAUACCGGGCAUGCCCACGAUUCUGCCCUCCACUCUGGACCCAGCCCAGCAGGAGGCCUAUCUAGUUCAAUUUCAAAUCGAGGAGAUCAGCCGCAAGCUGCGAACCGGCGACCUGGGCAUCACGCAAAAUCCGGAAGAAAGGUCACCCUCACCGGAGCCCAUUUACAGUUCUGAUGGCAAGCGGUUGAACACCCGUGAGUUCCGCUACAGAAAGCGACUUGAAGAACAGCGCCACCAUCUAAUAGUCAAGAUGCAAACGGUUAACCCCGAAUUUAAGCCACCGGCGGAUUACAAACCGCCAGUGACUCGAGUCAGCGACAAAGUGCUAAUUCCGCAGGAGCAGCAUCCGGAUAUCAACUUUGUGGGCCUGCUGAUCGGGCCGCGCGGCAACACGCUCAAGGCUAUGGAGAAGGAUACGGGCGCCAAAAUCAUAAUUCGCGGCAAGGGAUCGGUGAAGGAGGGCAAAGUGGGGCGCAAGGAUGGCCAACCGUUGCCGGGCGAGGACGAACCGCUCCACGCCUUCAUCACCGCCCCGAAUCCGGAGGCGGUGCGCAAGGCAGUGGACAAGAUAAAGGACGUCAUUCGGCAGGGUAUCGAAGUUCCCGAGGGUCACAACGAUCUCCGCAGGAUGCAGCUUAGAGAGCUGGCCCAAUUGAACGGAACCCUGCGCGAGAACGACAUUCAGCGCUGUACGUGUGGCUCCACGGACCACAAGUCCUGGCAGUGUCCGGAUAAGCCGAUCAUCACGAACACUAUUGUGUGCACCUCCUGUGGCGGCACAGGUCACUUGACCAAGGAUUGUCGCAACAAGCGCCCAGGAUCCGGAGCACCGGGAAUGGCUUGUGAGGAUUCCCAGGCGAAGAUCGAUGAGGAGUACAUGAGCUUGAUGGCGGAGUUGGGCGAAGGACCGCCGCCACCGGCAGCGUCUGCCAAGCCGGAUCCGCCGGCCAACAGUGGACCGCAGUUGCACCGGGCCAGCUAUAGCAUCUUCGACAAGAAGCCCACGCAGAUGCAGGCCAUCCAGUCGCCACCGAGCUCCUCGUCGCGAGAUCACCAGCGCGACCUGGGCGGAUGGGGAGCGGCGGCGCACGAUCACGGCAUGGGCAUGGAGCACGGUAUGGGACUGGAGCAGCACGGUCACGGCUUGGCGGCGAUGGAUCACGGCAUGAGCCUGGGCAUGGAGCACGCGAUGGCGGCCUAUGUACCGGCACCGCCGGGAACCCAAGCUGCGCCACCGAUGCCGCCGCCGCUGAUGCCGUGGAUGAGCGCGCCACAACCGCCGCCGCCGGCAACGGAGCCGAUGAAUCCACCCAUACCGGGCACCUUGCCACCGCUCAUCCCGCCGCCGCCUGGCACCGGUGCACCGCCCAUGCCGCCGUGGGGCGGAGGCGGUUACAGUGGCUGGGGCGGCGGCUAUGCGCCGCCUCCACCUCCGCCCUGCGCCCCGCCACCGCCAGCCUUGAGCCUGUCGCAGCCGCCGCCACCUCCACCGCCCUCCACUUGAGCUUUUAGAUUUCAAUUGGAUCGAUCCAGAUUUCGCUCAGAUGCUCCGACGAUAGUGCUCGACCGCAAGAGACUGUCCCCGCAAUCAAUUAUGUAACGUAAACGUAAUCGUAAUCCCCGCCCACAUUAUUCGCUUUCCCUAUUAUCUUUAAUCAGACAAACCUACAAAACUAAUUUGUAUUUUACGAUGCUUGAAAUAAAGGACGGAAAUAAAUACUAUAACUUAACUUA